Molecule: messenger RNA, 2488 nt
Organism: Athalia rosae (coleseed sawfly)
Lineage: Eukaryota; Metazoa; Arthropoda; Insecta; Hymenoptera; Athaliidae
Gene: Rab19
Product: ras-related protein Rab-43
Exons: 5
Coding region: 518-1177 (219 amino acids)
Biological process (GO): protein secretion; regulation of exocytosis
Molecular function (GO): GTPase activity; GTP binding
Source: RefSeq, a predicted model, not a curated record
UUGUAUAUCAACGAUUGAAAUGUCAGCUGUUAAGUAAGGGGCCUCCUACGACCGUUGACGCUGAACCCGCUUACUGCGGACAGAUUUUUACUCAAGGCUAACUAUCUUUACAGAGAUGGUUUUUACAAAUCUACAGUCAACAAUUCACCGUUGCAACGGAUUUACCAUCUUCAUGGUGCAUUUCUGCGUUGAGUGUGAGCAAAGAAGUGUGAGCACCGUAAUAUAAACGCCUUGCUAGAACGGCUACAGCAAAAUUUCAUAGUGGCAUUUUACCCGACCUGUAUGCAAGCCAGCAAAAGAAUAAGAAGAAAAUACUCCAUUAUUUUCACUUCGACUACGAUGGAUAUUACUUAUCGACAUUACGAUGUUCGGUCAUAAAUCAUUUCCGUAUAUUCAGAUCAUCUCCAAAGCAGUCUCAAUCUUCUGAAUAUGACGUAGCCCACCGUUGACAGACAGCUGACUUUUUUGAUACUUUUAUAACUGGAUUGUGCUUUUCAAAUUCGCUGUCAAAAAGAAAAUGUCACGACGAGAUCCAGACAAUUUGAUGAGUACGAAUGACGAACGAUUCGAUUAUCUGUUUAAAAUAGUAUUGAUAGGUGAUUGUGGUACUGGGAAAACCUGUGUGGUUCAAAGGUUCAGAUCAGGGACGUUUAUUGAAAGACAUGGAAACACGAUUGGUGUCGAUUUUUCGAUGAAAACCGUCUUGGUCGAUGGAAAAAGAGUCAAGCUGCAGAUAUGGGAUACUGCAGGCCAAGAAAGAUUCCGUACCAUCACUCAAAGUUACUACAGGUCAGCGAAUGGUGUUGUCGUAGUUUACGACAUAACAAAACGGUCUACAUUUUUAAGCCUGCAGCGAUGGGUUGAUGAGGUUCGAAAGUAUACAUCAUCUCACGUAAUGCUCAUAUUAGUUGGUAACAAAUGUGAUCUAGAGAGCCUUAGAGAAGUUGAGAAAGGAGAAGCAGAAGCUGUCUCUGAAUAUCUUCCAGAAGUCUUGCAUGUAAUUGAAACUUCUGCCAAAGACAAUACAAACAUUGAUGCUGUAUUUUCAUACUUGGCCUCCGAGUUAAAACGGCGGCAUGAAAAUCGACAAUUCGAUGAUACGUGUGAAGAAACGGUGAAAUUAGGUGGUGGUCGUGAGCUGACUUCCUGUUCUAGUUGCCCCUAUAAACUUCUGUAAAUAGAAACUAUCAUCUAUUGCUGUGCAGCGUAGGGUGGAUGGCAGUCAGGUCAUCGAUAAACAAUAUUUUUGUUGUCUUGCUCAAAGAUGCGUGACCUUGGAAUCAAGAAGGAUAUUAUCAAAUGCUGAUAUUAGUAGAUGUAUCUUAUAUACGUACAUUUUAUAAAAGAGACACGACGAGAAAGAGAGAGGAGUUUGUGAGAUGUCUACUGUCUGUGAGUACAAAUUAUCAAUAUAUUUCGAGCUACAUAUUUUUAUUCAGAAUCAUUAUUUUGUUCAAAAGUCACUAGCUCUCUGUUUUUCUCGUAAUACUAAAUAUACUCUGUAUUAUCUCAGUGACCUGAACAGUCUCAUAAGCUCAGUGCCUUUUACUUUUUACGAGUUGGGAAUAUUUAUGGAAAACUUAAAUCUCAAUUAUUUUUUAAAUGCGCGUAUAAAUCAAUAUCUACAACUCACAAUAGUUGUAUAACGUAAUUACCAAGUUGAUAUUUUCUUUACUUAAACGCGUUUAGACUUUGCAGGAUUCUCUGAUACUAUUGUAUCAGAAGACAAUUACUAUACUAAUACGAUUAACGGUAAUCUAAACAAUUUAGCUUUUCACUAACUGUAAGAAGUUUAAAUAGUAGCCGAAUUAGAAUGUCAUCGUAUACUUUAAAAAACCAACGAACAAUUACAACGAAGCCCAACAAAAUCUAGCCAAAGUAUUUAUAAACAAAUCGUAUUUUUAUACAAACGAAAACGAAUCUACAAUUUUUAUCUAUUUUAAUAGGGAUUUUAAAUGGCGCUUUAGAAUUAUAUAAAAAUUAUUGUAACUAUUGUUAAAAGUAAACGGGUAACCACAUGACAAACGCUUUGCUAAUGGAAUAAAUGCGUACACGUAUCCAAGGAGUGUUGCGCGCUUCUGUGGUUCAGAACACGAAUGGAAAAAGUGUCUGCACAUAAUUAUAGUCGUUUUUCAUUGAAUGUUGUACAUACGCGCUUUCAAAUUUGAAGACACUAAUAUCAUCUGAUAUUGUGGAAGCUUGACUUUUUUACAAGCAUAGAAUAUCGUUUGAAAUCUCACUCCAUCGUCUUUCAUUUAUUUCUAAGAUAGUGAAACUGGUAAACAAUGGAACUUGUUUUCAAUGAAUUGGAUACUAGUUACGCAUGUAUACAUAUAGUAUAGUAUACUAACUUGUAACAAUACGAGAUUUUGUUAAUAAAUUAUUCAUUUUUUAUGCAAUAUAUGAAGUUUUGAGAUUGCAAAAUUUACCUGUAAUUUGAAUAUACGUAUCUAUAUAAACGUUAAUAAAAAGGAAAAAAAAAAUAGAA